AUGUUCACCAAAGACGAGCUUGAAAGAAGGCACGGUAUCAUCCGAGGGCUUGCUCUACACAUCUCGUGUUAUCAUGCAAGCACAGAAGGUGAGGCCGACAGAAAGGAUACUCUUUCUACUGCUCGACUCAAAAAGAACAAAUACGAGGAGCUGGCCGUAACAGAUAACUUCGGUGCCGAUACAAUGAAAACACCCAGUCAGCAGCGCAGAGCAGACGUCGAGAGACUAGUCCAAGGGUGCUUUGCCGAAGUUCAGUGCUUGAGUCAGCGGCAUGAGGAGGAGAUACAAAGACUGAAAGCUGAGCACUCAGUCGAGCUGGAGCAACUAAGAGGCGAAGUCGGCAGAGCCAAGAUAGAAGGACUUGCAGCUCAUGCAGAGAUUAGAAAGAAGUGUGAAGAACUUGUGCAACUAUUGGGCGCAGCUAGCGCUAUAGCAUGCGAUCUCGGAAGACGUGAGUGA
Molecule: messenger RNA, 459 nt
Organism: Ascochyta rabiei
Lineage: Eukaryota; Fungi; Ascomycota; Dothideomycetes; Pleosporales; Didymellaceae
Exons: 1
Coding region: 1-459 (152 amino acids)
Source: RefSeq, a predicted model, not a curated record